GGGGGAGGAAAGUGAAAGGAUUGAGCGUGGAAUAAAACGAAAGGAGGAGAACUGGGAGGAUCGCUCUGUGUUCUGAUGGUGCCAAGAUAGGGAGAAUGAAAAGCAAGGAAGAGCUGUCGGAAGGAGCUUGUUCUACAGCUGAAGGAGAGAGCAGAGGGCCGAAGGAAAUCAGUGUCUCCGCAGUGCCUGGGCUUGGAUGCUGUGCUCUGCUGGAGGCUUGAGUGUCGGAACAAGAAAAAUGAAAUUGAGGAUUGCACCGGCCGAUCUUAUCUCUGAUGUGAGAUGAAAGAAAGAGCGAAGAAAAGGAGGAAAAUUAAAAGGCCACAGGAAGCGAGAGAAAGAAAAACCCUUACCGCACUGCUUUGUGAUUGGAAAAUAUAAUCAGCUCGUAGAGGAGGAAAGAAAGUUGUUCUGGGAGUAACGUAUGUAUAUUUAAAGAAAAACAAACAGGCUUGUUGUCAUUGAGACACGGGCAGCCGGGAUAACACGCUGAAAGGUUCCCAUUCCUUGGGAUGGAGAGAGGAAUGCCAGUUGGAAUGUGAUGCUUUUUGAGUUUGGGAAGAAAUGAAUGCUUCUGUUUGAAGAGAGAAUAGGCUGCACAGGAGAGGGACCGAUGGCCGGGGAAACACGGAGUGAAGGAAGAGUCGUGCCUUUUGGAUAUUUCUGCGGAGCGGAGGGGAAUGCCAUGCCGGAAAUUGAUUUGAAAUUGCAGAUGUGCAUUUUUCUGCUGAGAGGAGAGGAGAGAUUUGGGAUCUAAAAUAGACCUGGAAACGGGAGCAAGGGAAAUCAACCUAUUACACUAAUAACUUGAACUCAAGAAAACAAACAUCCAAUAAAUUAUGAAUGUUGAACAAGAUGACAUUGCAUCCACAGCAGAUGAUGAUAGGUCCAAAGUUUAACAGGGCCAUACUCGACCCCUUAUUUGUGCUGCUGUUGGCUCUACAACUUCUUGUGGUGGCCGGUUUGGUCAGAGCUCAGACUUGCCCUUCUGUGUGCUCCUGUAGCAACCAAUUUAGUAAAGUGAUCUGUACACGACGGAACUUGAGGGAAGUGCCAGAUAGCAUCUCCAUCAACACGCGCUACCUGAACCUGCAAGAAAACAGGGUCCAAGUAAUCAAAGCUGACAGCUUCAAGCAUUUAAGGCACCUGGAGAUUCUACAGUUAAGUAAGAACCACAUCCGGCAGAUUGAGGUUGGGGCCUUCAAUGGCCUGACAAAUCUCAACACCCUGGAGUUAUUUGACAACCGCCUUUCCACCAUCCCCAGUGGAGCUUUUGAGUACCUAUCCAAACUGAAGGAGCUGUGGUUGAGGAAUAAUCCAAUUGAAAGCAUACCAUCGUAUGCUUUCAGUCGAAUUCCUUCUCUAAGGAGAUUAGAUUUGGGUGAGCUUAAAAGACUUGAAUAUAUCUCAGACAGAGCCUUUGAAGGUCUGUCAAACUUAAGAUAUCUGAACCUUGGUAUGUGUAAUCUUCGGGAAAUCCCAAACCUCACACCUCUGAUAAAAUUGGAGGAACUGGAACUAUCAGGGAAUCGGCUUUCAUUAAUCCGACCGGGCUCCUUUCAGGGUUUAACUAACCUGCAAAAACUGUGGAUGAUGCAUGCUCAGAUCCAGGUGAUUGAGAGGAAUGCCUUUGAUGACCUUCAGUCACUAAUAGAGCUUAACUUGGCACACAAUAACCUGACUUUGCUGCCUCAUGACCUCUUCACACCCCUUCAUCAUCUUGAGCGGGUCCACUUGCAUCACAACCCAUGGAACUGCAAUUGCGAUAUCUUGUGGCUAAGCUGGUGGCUGAAGGAGAUUGUACCCUCCAACACGACAUGUUGCGCUCGUUGUCACGCACCCCCUAGUUUAAAAGGGAAUUACAUUGGAGAACUGGACCAGAACAAAUUCAACUGCUAUGCUCCAGUAAUUGUAGAGGCUCCCACAGAUCUCAAUCUGACCGAGGGAAUGGCUGCAGAGUUGAAAUGUCGAGCCUCAACCUCCAUGACCUCAGUGAGUUGGAUUACUCCCAACGGCACAAUUAUGACUCAUGGAGCAUAUAAAGUUCGUAUUUCCGUGCUGAACGAUGGCACAUUAAAUUUCACAAAUGUGACUGCUGAGGACACGGGAUUGUAUACAUGUUUGGUGAGCAAUUCUGCAGGGAAUACAACAGCUUCAGCCACACUGAAUGUGACUGCUACGGAAAACAGCACUUUCACUUAUUUUACAACCGUUACGGUGGAGACUAUGGAGCCAUCUGUACAGGUGCACACAACGGAUGAUAAAUUUAGGCCGACCCCUUUCAGUGAGUGGGAUACAACAUUUGUAACGACCUCCCUGACUCCUCGGAGCACAAAGUCAACAGAAAAGACGAUCACAGUUGCUAUUACAGAUGCAGGAGAAAAUCUUAUGCCUGGCCUGGAUGAGGUGAUGAAAACUACAAAGAUUAUUAUUGGUUGCUUUGUGGCCAUCACACUUAUGGCAGCAGUGAUGUUGAUCAUUUUUUACAAAAUGCGCAAACAGCAUCACCACCAGAAUCACCAUGCUCCUACCAGGACCAUCGAGAUCAUCAAUGCAGAAGAUGACAUCGCAGGAAGUACUGCCGUGGAGAGUCACCUGACCAUGCCCACUAUCGAGCAUGAGUAUAUGAACCAUUAUAACUCUUAUAAAGCUCCCUUCAACCACACUACCACAGUAAACACGAUUAACUCACUACACAGCUCUGUGCAUGAACCAUUAUUGAUGCCAAUAAACUCUAAAGACAAUGUGCAAGAGACCCAAAUAUGAGCGGGGGGAUAAAAUACACAAAUUUACAAAUGACAAACAGGACAAGGCUGAUUCUACUGUUUAAAAGAAGUGUCUUUAAAGAGGUUUAUUUAUUAAAAAUAAUUCUAUUGUGAUCUAAAACAGAGACAAUUAUGUGUAUUCUAAACACUGAUUUGACAUGAUGCUGCGCCCAAUAAUUUAGUCAUCACCAUGUUUUUCAUAGGAGAUUUUGAUUCUCUAAGGGACUAUUCAGAUAUUUUGUAAGGAUUAUGUUUCACAUGGGGUUUUUAUGGUGAAUUCUAGUGGUGAGAUUCAGUCUGUUUUGUCUCAUUCUGUUAUUUCAUGACUCUUACAACCGGUAAUGACAGAGAAUGCAGUAUUAGAGGUAGAUUUAUAUUAAAUCUUUUAUUUUCCAUGUAUCAUCUUGUUCUAUAUUUACAAACAGAAUCAUUCUGUGAAGAUUGCUUGUAACAAAAAAAACAAAAAAAACACAUACCCAUGAUCUUUUAAACAAUUCUAGAUCCAGAAUUUGUAGUUAAGUACUAAAUAAGAUUAUAAAUAAACUAUUGUUGGUUUUCAGUACCUUCAGAUAUCAAAAUUAAUGGUUCUGAAGUUGGAAUUUGACACUGUAUUUGCAGUAUUCUGUAACAUAUUAACCCAGUUCUGAGGGAAUCAGUACUUCAAAUUCGAUUAGAUCAAAUCUAAUUUAAUUGGUACAAUAACGGCAUUAUCUUUUUCUCAUUAUGUCAUGUUAACAUAGCACAAGGUUAUGGAGGUAUGGCAAGUAACCAUUUCAAUAAUAACAAAUGUUUUGGACAAAAAAGGUGCAAAGACAAAUAUAAUUUCCUGUCAAUACCUACCCAAUGUUCAAUGCAUAGGUACUCAACACAUAAUUGUUGUCAGGUUUUUUUGAGAAGAGCGUUCUGCACAUGAAGCAGGAGCCACUUGAAGAUUAUGAAGCUUACUUCACAGUAAAGGUUAUUCCACUGGAGACCUAUCAGCUGGAUAAACUGUUCAUUCUAUCACAUCCAGAAUUGAAGAUUGUACAUGGAAUCUCUAUAUCAAGGAAUUAGAAAUGUACCUAAUUCUUUGACAGAUUAUAGGUUGUGUUAAGAAACAGCACACUAUUUGCCACAUUAUGUUUUGAUUGGUGUCUUAAUUCUUCUAUUUAUCCUACUGAUUUAAAAAAGUUUUAAUCUAUAUAUCCCAUUGUACUGCAUAAUAUUUUCCCAAAAAACCUCUGAUCUAUUUGGUUUGGACAUAUAAUGCAUUUUUACAUUGUUGCUGAGUCAAUUUCCUGUCUAACAGUAUACAGUAAUGUAGUGUUUCACGAAAUGUGGUCAAUUGCCACCCUAUAAUAAUUGGGGACGCAUAAUAAGCAUCACCUUGCCAUCAAUACCCAUGUGCAGUGAACAGAAUAAUUAAAUGCCAAUGAAUUUGUUCCAGUUCAUGCCAAAUUAAAUAAUGACCACCAACUCUUAAAGGCACUGGGGAUUAGAAAUUGAACCUUGUAAAAGUUUAUAUAUAUUUCCCUGAACAUUUCAUAUAAAAAUGAGGAUAACCAAUCUUCACAUUAUAUGAAGUGAAAGUAUCAAUUGCCAGUCAUUCAUUUCUCUAUCCUUUCCCCCUCGUUGAGUGAUGAUUAUUUUAGUCAUAUUGUUUACAGUAUUUAAACUUAUAAUGCCCUUAAUGGAAUAAAAUUACAGCUUUGCCUUUGAAGAAUAUCAUUUCAUCUGAAUAGAUUUGCAUUAAUAUUUAGAGUUCC
Molecule: messenger RNA, 4510 nt
Organism: Pristis pectinata (smalltooth sawfish)
Lineage: Eukaryota; Metazoa; Chordata; Chondrichthyes; Rhinopristiformes; Pristidae
Gene: lrrc4ca
Product: leucine rich repeat containing 4C, genome duplicate a
Exons: 2
Coding region: 844-2766 (640 amino acids)
Biological process (GO): modulation of chemical synaptic transmission; synaptic membrane adhesion; regulation of axonogenesis
Cellular component (GO): glutamatergic synapse; plasma membrane; postsynaptic density membrane
Molecular function (GO): cell-cell adhesion mediator activity
Source: RefSeq, a predicted model, not a curated record